Molecule: messenger RNA, 2590 nt
Organism: Sinocyclocheilus rhinocerous
Lineage: Eukaryota; Metazoa; Chordata; Actinopteri; Cypriniformes; Cyprinidae
Product: gastrula zinc finger protein XlCGF26.1-like
Exons: 3
Coding region: 49-1965 (638 amino acids)
Source: RefSeq, a predicted model, not a curated record
AGGCAGCGUGUGAACGGGACUUUUAUUUUGAUCUGUCGCUGACAUCACAUGGCUGGACCGCUCUCCUCUGGCUCAACAAAGGAACAAGAAACUGAGAACAUCUUAAAUCCAUGUGACACUAUUAUCAAGAUGGCAUUUAUUAAAGAGGAGAUUGAAGACGUGAGCAUUUCAGAAACAUUCGUGAAAAAUGAAGAUGCAGAGGAUGACACAGACCUGGUGGUGAUGAAAGUGGAAAGUCAAGAACUGUAUGAAAUGGAGGAGGAAGAUCCAUACGAUAAACAUCACGGAGAAAAAAUGUGCUCGCAGACUGAAAAGGAGCCCUCUCAAAAAAAAUCUCGAAAGAAAAGUUUUAAAAACUGUUACAUCUGCCCUCAAUGUGGCAGGAAUUUCACUUAUGAGAAAAGCCUUAAAAAACAUGAGUUAAUGCACAAUGUACAGUGCCCUUUCACCUGCCAACAGUGUGGGAACAUUUUCACUACGAACGGAAGCCUUAAAAACCACAUGAGAAUUCACACCGGAGAGAAGCCUUUCACAUGUAAUCAGUGUGGAAAGAGUUACACUCGAAGCAAGACCUUAAAGGAUCACAUAAGGAUUCACACCGGAGAAAGGCCUUUUAAGUGUGAUCAGUGUGGAAAGAGUUACAUACGAAGCAAAACCUUAAAGGAUCACAUGAGGAUUCACACUGGAGAAAGACCUUUCAAAUGCGAUCAGUGUGGAAAGAGUUUCAUACAUAAAGUAACCCUUAAUUUACACAAGAGAAUUCACUUAAGAGAGAGCCAUUUUAUUUGCCAUCAGUGUGGAAAAAGUUUCAAAGACAUAGAACGCCUUAACAGGCAUGUGAUAAUUCACUCUGGAGAGAAGCCCUUCAAGUGCCAGCAAUGUGGAAAGGGGUUCCAAAUCAAAAACAACCUAAAGGCACAUAUGAGAUGUCACAUCGAGGAAAAGCCUUUCAAGUGCCAUCAAUGUGGAAAGUGUCUAAAACACGAAACAUCCCUUAAUUACCACAUGAGACUUCACACUGGAGAAAGGCCUUUCACCUGCCUUCAGUGUGGAAAGAGUUUCAUUCUUGAAGGACAACUUAGUCGCCACAUAAGAUACAUUCACACCGAGGAGAAGCCUUUCGUGUGCCAUUACUGUGGAAGGAUUUGUGAAAGCAAAUCAAACCUUAAGAUUCACAUUCAAGUUCACACUGGAGAAAAGCCUUUCUCUUGCCCUCAGUGUGGAAAGAGUUUCAUACAUAAAGGUCUCCUUAAUUAUCACAUGAGGCUUCACACUGGAGAAAAGCCCUUCAGCUGCCAUCAGUGUGGAAUGAGUUUCAGAUAUAAAGGACUUCUUAAUGGUCACGUGAGAAGUGUUCACACCAAUGAGAAGCCUUUUACGUGCCAUCACUGUGGAAGGAUUUGCGAAAGCAAAUCUAAACUUCAGAUUCACAUGCGAAUUCACACUGGAGAAAAGCCGUUCUCCUGUCCUUGUGGUAAAAGUUUCGCACUUAAAGGAAACCUUACGGCUCACAUGAGGCUUCACACUGGAGACCGGCCUUACAUGUGUGUUCAGUGUGAGAAGAGUUUCGCCUAUCUAAGACAGCUGAAAAGUCAUUUGCAAACUCAUUUUGGAGAGAAAUCCCAGUGUUCUGAAUGUGGCAAGAAGUUUGCAAAAACCAGCAAUUUCAAAAAUCAUCUGCGCAUUCACUCGAGACUAAGGCCGUUUAAUUGUGAUCAAUGUAAUAAAAAAUUUAUUUUGCCAUCACACUUAGAGAUACACCUGAAAAGUCACGCAGACAAGAGACCCUAUUUGUGUUCUUUGUGUAAAAAGAGAUUUAAAUGGCUGUGCAAUUUAAGAUCGCACAAGAGAUUUCAUGUCCGUAAACCUAUUUCCAAAGCAACCUACUUGAAACGAAAGCAACAAAUCCAUACUGAAGAAAAACCUGACACUGUAAAAAGUGGUGGUCACGGGAUGGCGCCUUAAUUGUGUUAAAGUUACAGCUCCUGAUCAGUUUUAAGUCAUGUUUUGGAGCUACAAAGUGUCAUGGCUGGACAUUUCUGAUACUGUUGUGGGGUUAUGCAUGGGCAAAACAUUAAUCCACUUGAAAACAUAGACCUUUUAUAUAAGCAUAAUCAAUCCUACAUCUAACUCGUAAAUGUAUUUCAGUAGCAUUUUGCAACCAAUAUCUUUCCAACUUUCUAGUGAGAUGGAUAUAUUAAAAUCUCACAUUUGACUUUAGUUUAGUCUGCAUCAGUUUAGCAACUAGUAAACCAGUUUUUCUUUAACAGUGGGUAGGGGGCUGUGUGGAGUAGCGUACCAAUUUAGUGAAAGUGUAAAUCCUUUCGUUUAAAUGUGCUCGUAUGAAUAGCCUGUAAACCAUUCUGUUGUGUUUGUUUUGUGUUUGUUGACUUGACAUGGCUUCAUUUUCCUCUCUCGAAUUCCUAACAUUUCAAGUCAACAUUCAAACACAUGGAUUAAUAGCCUGUCAGUCAACAUUACAGUGCCACCCUCAGGCUGAAUUACACAAGGACAAUAGACCUCUUCCAAAAGUGUGUCUGCAUGUGUUCAGUGAUUAACGUAAUAAAUAAUAACGCAUUAACGUAAAAAC